Molecule: messenger RNA, 2637 nt
Organism: Sporothrix brasiliensis 5110
Lineage: Eukaryota; Fungi; Ascomycota; Sordariomycetes; Ophiostomatales; Ophiostomataceae
Product: golgi family complex component
Exons: 5
Coding region: 1-2637 (878 amino acids)
Biological process (GO): cytoplasm to vacuole targeting by the Cvt pathway; intra-Golgi vesicle-mediated transport; autophagy
Cellular component (GO): membrane; cis-Golgi network; COG complex
Source: RefSeq, a predicted model, not a curated record
AUGUACGAGGAUACAUGGUACAGCUUCCCGACAGAGCGACGCAGCAGUACUCAGGGCCAAGGCCAUCGACGGCGGGCGUCCCUCCUGCAACAGCCAAACGGCGCAAAUCCACAAACCGACACAGUAGAGACGCUUGAUUCCCUCUUCGAGGAGGAUGCCGAAGAACACGAAGACGAAAUCUUUCUGCAGGCACGUGCAGAUGGCCUGGUACGGCGCGCACGAUCGUACCCUGACAUAAAGGCGGCCAGCAUACGUCCGAAGUGGGCGGCAGCGGCAGCGGAAGCAGCAGCAUUAUCUACAGAAACAGCGACAGCGACAGCAACAGCAGCAACGGGACCGGCAAAAAAGAACAACAGACGGGACAAGCCACCCAGCAUCAGCCGGAGGCGGACGCAGCGGCGGAAGAAUGAGGUCUCGUUGGAAGCACUCGCCAUCGCAGACUCGCUUCUCGGAGUGGACGAUGGGUUGGAGUGGCGAAAGCUACAGGAAAUGCCUGUGCUGCUUGACGCGCAUGACGCAGAGCUCCUCGAGGCCAGCCAGCAGGAAUUUUUAACAUACCGGGACCAGCUCGACAUGACCGAACGUCACCUCGGCCAGCUUGUCGACGACACGAGUGGGGCAUUACGGUUGCUGUCAUCGCUGGUAGACUCCUUCCGGUCCGUCGAAGAACAGACGACUUCUUUCCAGGCGCAGUGUGACGACCUCGUCUCCGAACAGCGCCGCCUCAAGACGCUCGCUGACGAGGUCGGCACGGACCUGCACUACUACGGCUACCUCGACAACGCCACGCGGCGGCUCAACGCGCCUGGAGCAGGUCGGUUGGCCGACACCGAGGAGCUGUCGGAGAUUCUCACUAGCUUGGACUCGUGCAUCCAUUUCAUGGCGCAUCAUAAGGAGUAUCGCGACGCAGAAUCCUAUCUCGCCCGUUACCAGUCCCUCCUCACAAAGUCUCUGCACUUGCUCGAGGUAGGCUUUACCGCACGCCUCGACAAGGUGUCGACUGAGCUGUCGAAGCAGAUCGCGGCCACCAAGUCGGACGCCGCGCAGCAUGCGCUCGCGUAUGGUCGCUUUGAGGAGCUGCUCGUCGAGUCCUCCUAUUCGCUCGUGCCCAAUGUGCAGCAGGUCAUUGCCAGUGCCUACACGCAACUUGGCGCUGCGCGUACAGAGCACCAAAGCUACUCCAUCUACUCAAACACGGCCAACAACAUCUUUCGCACAUAUCUACAGUGGCGCGACCAAAUUCUGCGGCCGAUUGUGCAGCAGGAGCUGGGCGCUUUCCAAGCAGACACCAAGGACGCCAAGUCGGCCAAUGGAUCUACGUCUGUGGAGACGGCCUCGCGCGGUUUCAUAAGGCAGAGCUUCGAACGCUCGUACCACGAGGUUCUGCUCUUUGCCAGGGUGUUUGCCGUCGAACCGCAGUAUAGCGCGAACACGAAUUCGGUCUUCGCUACACUACGCGCCUACCGCAGCGACUUGGUCAAUGCCGUCAACGUUGUGCCGCUGGCGACGCUGUUGCAGGCUGCGCUGUCUGCGGCCAACGAUUUGGCCGUUGUCUGCAACGUGCUCGGCUGGGUCACGCACGAAUACCUUCUCCUCGACUACGACGACGACGACAACAACGGCGGUGGCAGCGACGUCGACAACGGUGGUAACGACACGUCGUACCUCGCGUCGCACAGCCGGCAAAUGGCAGCACGGCUGCUCGCCGAGCACCUGUGGGUCUUCGCCGACGCGCUGUUCGAGGCCGAGGUCGCCAAGACGAUCACCAAGGUCCCUGUGGUGCCGGAGGCGCUCAAGAUUGCGCCUGUUGCCAACGGCCAGGCUGCAUCCAAUGCAUACCCACCCGUGCGCCGUGCGAUCGAGCUGCUUGUCAUGUUUGACCAGGCCAUGCCGAAAGAGCGAUGCCAACGCAACAGCCCUGUCGUAUUCAAGAUUGUCAAAGAGACCAUACUGGCAUUGCAACGAGCAGAGGCGCGCAUUAAGUCAGCGCGCAUCAGCACAGAUCCGGACCUGUUUAUGAUCAAGAACCUGCUCAUCCUGAAGAACGAGCUGCUGUCGCUCGAGAUUGGCGACAUCCGCAACGACGGCAGUGGCGUCGGCGCCAUGCAGCACUUUGGCCAGAUCUGGGACGCCCUGAGCCUGGCCACGAACCUUGUCGGCUACUUUAGCACGUUCAUCCCCGGCACAUCGCUCUGGUCGCGUGCGACGGGCGCUGUCGCCGGGUCGGCGGCGGCGGCUGCGACGGUGGCCGGCAACGGAUAUGCCAGUGUCUCGGGCAAGGCCGCAUCGGUUGUUGGUAGCAUGGCAGGCUCGACGCAGGGCGGGGUUCUCGGUAUGCUUCCCAACGGCCCCGUCGCGCCCAGCGCUGCCGACCAGGACGUAAGUGAGCAGCUGGAUGAGGCACUGCGGCGGUCGAUCAAUGCGUUUACGCAGCGGUGGGGCAAGCAGAUCUACGACGGCACGUCGCGCAAGCUUGGCGGUAAGAACGUGGCCAAGAUUGAGCGCGAGCUGGACGAGCUGCUGCAGACGGCCUUUAGUAACCAGCCAGAGGUGGUGGCCAAGCUCAAGGAGGCCAUCCAAAACGUGGCACAGGCGGCCAACGAGCAGCAAAGCGGCAACAAAAUCAGCCGGGUGUAA